CUUUGCAAACAACAUAUAAUAAGAAUAUUUUUCAAUGUUCUAAUAUUCAAAAAUAGUAUUAUGGAUUCUCAAUUCUUCAUUUUCCUUCUCCUUCUUCAUGCUGUUGUGCAAGGAAAGAUGGACACAGAAACAAGGUUCGAUCAAAACUAUGAGGUUAUUUGGGGUGAUGAUCAUGUUGUGUCUUUAAACCAAGGGAGACAAAUUCAGCUCACAAUGGAUAACUCUUCAGGAUCUGGAUUUGGAUCAAAGAUGGCAUAUGGGUCUGGAUUUUUUCAUAUGAGGAUCAAAUUAAGUUCAGAAGGAAGUAAGCAUGAUGAGUUGGAUUUUGAAUUCUUGGGCAACAGAGAAGGGAAGCCAUAUAGAUUACAAACCAAUGUAUUUGUAGAUGGCCAAGGGAAUAGAGAGCAAAGAAUUCGUCUUUGGUUUGACCCUUCUGCAGAUUUUCACAGUUAUAGAAUUCUUUGGAACCAACAUCAAAUUGUAUUUUACGUGGAUAACGUGCCCAUUAGGGUGUACAGGAAAAAGACAAAUAUUGGGGUGGGAUACCCAUCAAAGGCAAUGCAGAUAGAAGCAACUUUGUGGGAUGCAGAAAGCUGGGCAACAAAUGGAGGCAAAACCAAAACUGAUUGGAGUUAUGCACCAUUCAAAGCUAAUUUCCAAGGUUUUGAUGUCAGUGCCUGUCAAGUUUUAACCUCAAAUGCCAAAAAUUGUUCUUCUGAUAACUACUGGUGGAAUAGCCAGAAGUUUUGGCAGUUGGAUCCUUUAAGACAAAGUCAAUAUGAACGUAUCAAACAUAAGUAUAUGACCUAUGAUUAUUGUACUGAUAGGAAACGCUACCCUGAGAUUCCCUUGGAGUGCCUUUAAUUAACUCAUGUAUAUGUUUCAAAAGAUUGAAUCAUUUGCAACUACUGCUAUUGGAAUUGAAAUAGUAUAUCUUUUCAGUGAA
Messenger RNA from Vigna unguiculata (cowpea), 946 nucleotides. RefSeq names its product xyloglucan endotransglucosylase/hydrolase protein 2-like. Lineage: Eukaryota; Viridiplantae; Streptophyta; Magnoliopsida; Fabales; Fabaceae. Gene Ontology annotation, cellular component: cell wall; apoplast. The record is from RefSeq and is a predicted model, not a curated record. Gene Ontology annotation, molecular function: xyloglucan:xyloglucosyl transferase activity; hydrolase activity, hydrolyzing O-glycosyl compounds. Gene Ontology annotation, biological process: xyloglucan metabolic process; cell wall biogenesis.